AUCGUGCCUCUUGGGAAGAGAAGGUAAGAUAUGCAUUACCCGUAUAGGAUGCUUCGUGAAGAGCAGGACUAGUGACAACAGCCGCUUGUAUCCCGUCGAUGAUACUAGUAUUGGCAGGGUUUUAAGUGAAAAACCCCAACCUUCCUUGAAAGAAAUGGAGGGUUUAGGAAACAAAUUAGUGGUAGGAGCUCCAACCCAUAUCCCCCUGCAACACCAACAAUGGAGAAGAAGACACUGUACACAGGCACAUACUUCAUGCUCACCUGUCACACUUCUUACAAUCAGGUCAUCUCUGCACCCUAUCCACAAGGCAGUCCCAGGCCAUGGCCAAGGCCAACAACCCAUAAGACCCAUAGCAUCAAUUCGCACAAAUGCAUUUUCGGCAAAUAUUCCACAAAAAAAUAUUGCAUUAAUUUCAACAAAUUCAUUUGCUGAAUCUAACCCACGAAAGCCUACUGCUUCAAUUGAAACAAAUUCGUCUGUUGAAUCAAACCCACAAAAGCCUAUUGCUUCAAUUGAAACAAAUUCGUCUGAUGACUCAAACCCACAAAAAUCUCCUGUUCCAACUCAAUUUUUUUUUUGCUCUGCAUCAAAUCAACAGGCAGGCAAUCAUAAUACCGUGAACUCAAAUCUAAACCCAAUUGAGAAGCUCAGAAAGGUAGCUAGAGCUGGUCUUUUGGUCGCAACAAUAUCUUUUCUUAGCCUUAAUGCCCAGGGUAUGUUAUUCUGCAGGCCUGCUAGGGCAGCCUGGUAUUGGCCUUUUGGUAAAACUACCGAAGAGAGUACAACUUACAAAACAUUUAAAACCACAGAGGAAUUCUGGAAAAAUGAAAAAGUGCCUUGGGAUUUCAAAGAGAGAGUUUUGGAAAUGAUUGUGAAUGCGAGGCCUAAAGAUGGUGAAGCACUAAAGGGUCUUCUGGCUUUGAGGAUGAGGGAUGGGGAAUUUGACAGCGCCAUUGAAAUUGUAGACACCCUGAUGUACAAGCAGCCCUAUGAAAUGGAGUGGAGGUUGGUCAAGGCUCAGAUCCAGGACUCUGCUGGCAGGCUUGAUGAAGCUAAAGAGGGGUUUCAGUUCUAUCUCACAGUGGACGAAUUCAAUCCCAGAGCUCUUCAGGGGCUAGCAAUGGUAAUGCACAAACAAGGUGAAGAUGCUGCCAUGGGAGAAAUGCUGGAGGAACGUUUACAGAGAGCACUAAAUAAGCAGCUAGAUAAGGAAGCAUAUAACGUUAAGUUACUGUUAGCACAUGCUUACAUUUUGCAGGACAAUCUGGAAGAGGCUCUGAAGCAGUAUCAGCACUUGGUUGAUGAAAAACCUAGAGAUUUUCGACCUUACCUUUGUCAGGGUAUUCUGUACAGUGUCUUAGGUAAGAAUGAUGAAGCUGAGGAACGGUUUGAAAAAUAUCGCAAGCUUGUUCCAAAACGUUUUCCAACUUAUGACUUUCUAGAUAGGGUCAUGAUAACAGCGAAGACUGAAGGACGUAAGCGUUAUGAAGAGAGAAAAAAGGAGGAAGAACUUUUAGCACAAGGGAAAAUGCCUAUGAGGCCUAUGAAAGAACCUAAUAUAGUUGAGGCUAUCCAAGACAUGUCAGAAAAUGAAAGUAACAUAGGUGAAGAAAUUCAAAACGUACCAAAAUCUGCAAGUAAUCAAGUUGAAGACUCUGAAGAUUUACCAGUAUCUGAGUUUAAUAGAGAUGGAGACUCUGAAAGUAAUAUGGAUGGAGAUUCUGAAGUUUUACCAGAAUCUGAAAGGAGCGAGGUUAAAGAUAUUCAAGAUCUAACAGAAGCUGAAAGAAAGGGUUGAGGAAUUGUUCAUACAGCUGGUGAAUUUUAAUCACAUGCUUGUUGUGAGGCAGUACCUAAAUGAAGCAAGGGAUUUGUGAAAGAUUUGCAACCAAUUCAAUGGUUGCGUGGUCUUCUUCUAUCUGGCAUAGAAAGUUUUAUGAAGAUCAUCAAUCAAAUAAUGUAUUUCUAAAUGUGAAGUCUGUUAAGAAGAGGUCUUCAAUGAGAAUCAGCAAGAGUUAAUUUUUUCGAGGAAACUCAUUAUAUGAAAUUCUCUUGGAGAUGAACAAGCAGGGAGUUGUAACCAUAGUCCUUCAUUUGUCUCUGUUCAAAAUUUUUGGUUUUAAUAAAAUAUCAUUGCUAUGCAAUCCUUGGAUAA
This is a messenger RNA of Cryptomeria japonica (Japanese cedar), 2158 nucleotides long. RefSeq lists its product as uncharacterized. The coding region runs from base 155 to 1801 and encodes 548 amino acids. The transcript has 4 exons. Gene Ontology annotation, molecular function: protein binding. NCBI's taxonomy places the organism in Eukaryota, Viridiplantae, Streptophyta, Pinopsida, Cupressales, Cupressaceae. The record is from RefSeq and is a predicted model, not a curated record.